UACACGUCUCGCCUACUACCGCACUAUCCGGCAUCAAGUCGGAUGGUGCAUGUUAGCAUUAUUUAAACAGAUGCUGUUCAAGCUCUCGACUGAAUUGAACCAUAACAACAUAUGCUAGUAUAAACGAAACAACAAUUAUCCUUUUGUCUUUUUUAUCACAGAGCGUUCAUGUCGCGACUCCGUUCACAUUGUUUCGGAACUUAUAUCAUAAAUCAUAUUUUAUUUAAUUUAACUGAAAGGAUUGUAGUUAAGUUCAUAUAUUGCGGGAGUGAAAGUGAUUAGUAUAUCGCGCCAGUCACGUAAGGACAACACAUAAGCAAACAUCCAAUGCUUACGUAGUUUUAUUCUACGUCAAUAUUCAGUUUGGUAGUACGUGCUACGAGAUGGGGGUCACACCUUUUGUGAAGCAGUGCUUUGCGGUAUCGAGUGUCGUCCUGAACAUGAUGUCGUAUGGCCUUGUGGCCGGAUUCAACGCUUCGCUGUUCUCUGAACUCAGGAGGACCCGAGAGAUACCUCUGGACAUACAUUCAGAGUCUUGGUUGGCAUCUUUGAUCGGAUUAACGCUUUUUGGGGGCUCUGUGAUUAGUUCACUAGUGAUGGAAGCCAUUGGACGGAGACCGGCUAUUCUAGCGAGUUCAGUUUUUAUGAUUUGCGGGUGGAUAUUGCUCAGUCUAGCUUCAUCCUUUCCUGUCUUGUUAACGGCGAAAAUUUGUCAUGGAGUAUCCUAUGGAUUAGGCUCUAUAGGAGGUAUUCUAGUAGCAGAAUACAGCAGCCCCAGACAUAGGGGAUCUUUUAUAGCAACUUUACCAACUGCUAUAUUAUUCGGGAUAUUAAUAGCACAUGCUCUUGGAAUGUUUUAUAGUUGGCAUGGAUUAUCUAGAAUCCUACUCUUUUUCUCUUUACCUGGUUUAAUUGCAGCUAUAUUUUCGCCAGAAUCACCGAGCUUUCUGGUAACUAAGGGACGUUACGAUGAAUGCAGGAAGGUUUUCCGCUGGUUGAGAGGUACAGACGAGGAUGACGAACUCGAAACAAUGAUUAAAACUCAUAUGGUACUUAAAACAAAUAAGCAAAGGCAGAGAAUUAAAGUAUUAACAUUAAUCAAGAACAAAGUGACAUGCAUCGUGACAGCUUUUAAAAAGAGAGAAAUUCGUAUUCCAAUAAUUAUUUCGAUGCACUUGAUGGCUAUAAAUCAGUUCUGCGGGUCUGCGGUUAACGACAUGUAUGCUCUAGACGUCCACACCGCGUUGUACGGAACUAAUGUCUACAUGUUCAAAGUAAUGACGUCACUAGAUGUGCUAAGACUCAUUGCGGCUCUGUCAGCAGUUUAUAUAACAAAAAAAUUAGGGCGGCGUUCCAUGCUGCUAAUAUUUGUGACCUUGAAUAUAUUCGUCAAUCUAUGCCUAGCUGGACACAUUUUUGCAAGACAACGUGAUCUUCUACCUGCUUCACAUAUGGUAAUAGGUGUCAUUCUGCAUCAUUUACAGUGCUUCAUUAUGGGGACUGGAUCUAUACCGUUGUUAUUUAUAAUUAUUGGCGAAAUAUUUCCUUUAGAAAGUAGGGCUUUGUGUGGAAUGAUUUCUAGUACAUUCUACUCCACUUUCAUGUUCGUGAACAUCAAAUCAGCUCCGUAUCUGUUCUCGUUGUUCGGCGUUGACGGGACGUUAUGUUUUUAUGCUUUGAUUCUUGCCUAUAGUCUAGUUGUCACUCGUAUUUAUUUACCGGAGACUAAAGACAAAACUCUUCAGGAAGUCGAAGAUGAAAUUAGGGGAUUUGCUCUCCUCAGUCACGAAGAAACGUUUGAGUUGAAGAGUGAUAAAGCGGAUGAGGAAGAUUAAGAAUUUUAAAACAAUGUGUUUCAGAAAGGCAGGGUAAAAGUCUUGUACCUAUGCCGAUUGUUAGAAAUCAGGUUUUAUUUGUUUUUCUAUAUUGAAGCUGACGCGAUACGUGCGAACUCAGCUGGCUGGCUGAUAAGCUGGCUAUGUGUAGUUUGGUGUAUCCUAAAUUUUCUGUAUUAUCUUGAUGUAUUUUAAUAUUAAGUCUAGGGUAUUAAUUUGACUAUAGGUAUCCAGAAUUAGUAUAUAGGGAAUCUGGAAUUCUCUGGUGUGAUAUCUCGUCCAUACAGUAGGGUUUGGAGUAUUUCUUCGUUUUGCGUAUAGAUAAUCCAAUGUUGGGGCUUAAGUUUUAUCUUCUCUUUUAAUUGUUAAAAGUAGGAGGGAAGGUUUUACGUUCUCUACGAUAUCAUUAGGUCAGUUGUACAGAGGUCUUAUAAUAUAUAAUAUGUUGUAGCGUGUACGUUGUAAUAUGUUGUAAUAUAACGUGGAGAGCUAAAUUCAUCCAUCACCCAGCAUGGCUAAGUCGAUCGUCUGAUCUUAGGCUCUUCCGCUAAAGGUUAAAGUUAAUUUGGUUGGAUUAUUAUGGUAGAGUUUCGAGAUAAUACAGAUAAGGACAUCAAUUUAAAAUAGGUGUAAGAUUAUUUUUCAAUUAGAGAUACCUACUCGUAUUUCUAAGAACACAGUCAUUUGAUUAUCUAUAAAAUAGGCUUUUAAUGUUAUCGUUUGCUCUAACUUUACAAGUGUUUUAAAUUAGAUGUAAAAACCAAAUUUCCUAAUUUAUUAUCCUCGAGUGAACUUAGAAGUUUGCUAGAUAUUAUACAAUAAUUAUAUGGUGUUACUAAUCUACUUAAUGAAAACUAGUCGUCUCUAUUUAAUUAAAUCUAACAUGAAAUGCCUGAAAAAAUUUGAAGAUUGAUUAAAUUUUUGAGUAUUA
Molecule: messenger RNA, 2766 nt
Organism: Bombyx mandarina (wild silkworm)
Lineage: Eukaryota; Metazoa; Arthropoda; Insecta; Lepidoptera; Bombycidae
Product: facilitated trehalose transporter Tret1
Biological process (GO): transmembrane transport
Cellular component (GO): membrane
Molecular function (GO): transmembrane transporter activity
Source: RefSeq, a predicted model, not a curated record